AUGCCACGCACCAAAGCAGGUGCAGGUCGUUGCACUCCUAAGGCUAGGCCAUGGCAACAUAGGAGCAUUUCUUUGGGUCGCUUGCUAGAGGCAAUGCAGCCGGCGGCUUCUUCUGGGAAAGGCAGCACCAGCGGAACCAAGAGAAAGCAAAGUGAAAGUGCUACUCAGGCUGCUGGUGUGUCAGGAUCUUCUUUACGACCUUCAGGGUCAUCUCAACCUGCUAGUGAUGAUGCAAAUCAAAUGGAUGAGGACGGAGAGGAGGAUGAGACUGGAGAGUUGACUGGGGGUGACGGAAGGAGGCCGAAGAAAUUGACAUCUUUUGUUUGGGAGUACUUUACCAAGAAAACUGAGAUAGUAGAGAUGGAUGGCAAGAAGUAUGAACAGAAGUGGGGGUACUGCAACUACCCUAAUUGCAAGGCCAAAUAUAGAGCUGAGUGUAACUAUGGAACAACUGGUUUUCGGAACCAUCUGAAAACAGCACAUCAUGUUGUAAAAGGGCAGUUUCUAUUGAAGGUAGAAAAGGAUCAUGGAAAAGACAUCACGUUGAUUCAGCCUUACAGUUUAUUUCAUGUAGAAGGACGCCAUACUGGUCAUAAGUUGGCAGAGACCUUUACUGAAGUCAUGGUUAGCUGGUUCGUUGAGAAGAGAUUGUUUGCUUUGACAUUGGACAAUGCUAGUAGCAAUAAAGUGGCAGUCGAAGAGAUAAUUGAUGAUCUUAAGGAGAAUGGCAAUGCUUGUCUGGUUUGUGAAGGUAUUUUCUUUCAUGUUAGAUGUGCUUGUCACAUACUCAAUUUGGUUGCUAGAGAUGGUUUGAGUGUUAUCUCAAAAACAAUUGAGAAGAUUAAGGCACUUGUGCUAGUUGUAAAGGGCUCUCCAUUGCAAUGGGAAGAAUUAAUGAAGCGUGCUGCUGAGUGUGGGUUGGAUAAAAACAAAAGUAUUUCACUUGAUGUUUCAACUAGGUGGAAUUCAACCUACCUCAUGCUAUAUGGUGCCUUACACUACAAGCCAGCUUUCAUUAGGCUGAAGUCCUCAAAUCGCCGUAAGUAUGCUAACAUUUCUCCAUCUGAGGCUGAAUGGGAGAUUGCUACAAAAAUUUGUCAUUGCUUGAAAAAGUUCUAUGAUCUUACUGAACUUCUAUCUGGUACUUCAUAUCCAACUGCAAACUUGUUUUAUAGAGGUUUUUGUGAGAUAAAGAAAAUUCUUGAUAAAUGGUGUGUUUGUGACGGUUUCACUAUUCGGGAGAUGGCAAUUUCUAUGCAUGAAAAGUUUGAGAAAUAUUGGACCAAUUCUAGUACUAGUCUAGUUGUGACAUCCUUUCUUGAUCCUAGAUACAAGAAGAAGCUUAUAGAAUUCUACAUGAGAAAGUUCUAUGGUGAUUACUAUCAAGCUCAACUUGAUGAGUUGCUUACUGUCAUAAAGAAAUUGUAUCAGUUUAAUGCUACUAAAACUGCUAAAUCCUCAAACACUAAGAGUACUGUGAAUGGUAGUAGUAGCAUAGCAGCAGAUCCUUUAAGGGAAAAUCUAGAUGCUGAACUUGAAAGCUUCCUAUAUGAUGAUUGUGGGACUGAUAGAGUCGAGUUAAAUGAAUUGGAUAGAUAUCUGGCAGAGCCACUUUUGAAGCAACACCCUUUUGAUAUUUUAGCAUAUUGGAAGAUCAAUACAGAGAAGUACCCUGUUCUUUCACAAAUUGCUCGUGAUAUGAUGGCCAUACAAGUGUCAACAGUUGCUUCUGAGUCUGCGUUUAGUGCUGCUGGACGAGUCAUUGCUCCUUACCGUAGUCGUCUUGAUCCUGAGAUGGUACAAGCAUUGAUCUGCUCAAAAGAUUGGAUACGAGCAGCAAGAAAAGAUCCCAGGUAUAUUCCUUCAAUUGUGGCUGAUCUAGAACCUCCAGAGAUCAUUUCUCUCUCUCUUGAUAACCCGUUGCAUGAUGAGGAUCAGGAUAUGGAAGGAAUGGAAAGUGAUCCAAAUGUGAUGAAUGAAGAAGAUGAGUUGUGA
Striga hermonthica is the source of this 1995-nucleotide messenger RNA. The record is from the annotation of a GenBank genome assembly. NCBI's taxonomy places the organism in Eukaryota, Viridiplantae, Streptophyta, Magnoliopsida, Lamiales, Orobanchaceae.